Molecule: messenger RNA, 6985 nt
Organism: Solea solea (common sole)
Lineage: Eukaryota; Metazoa; Chordata; Actinopteri; Pleuronectiformes; Soleidae
Gene: nhsl1b
Product: NHS-like 1b
Exons: 8
Coding region: 1045-5994 (1649 amino acids)
Biological process (GO): cell differentiation
Source: RefSeq, a predicted model, not a curated record
GUCACACUCUUCAGGACUGACAAGAGAUGGAAUUAGGGAAUCCUCGCCAGCAACGUACUUUGUUUUUGUUGCGCUCUGCAUGUGUGUGUGUGUGUGUGUGUGUGUGUGUGUGUGUUCAGCAGGUGUAAGCUUCUCUUUCCAAUUCCUGCUUUAUCACCUGUGCUGAUCUGCUGAUCGGAGAUACAGCUCCAUGCGGCUGUUAACCCCUGGACCUUUUACCACAUCAGGUUACAAAGGAAAGGAUUUCUGUUUGGAAGUUUGUAGCAGGAGGACUUCACAUGGGAUGUUUGUUUUUGCCCUUGUGUACACAUCGAGCUGGGGAAAGACCCCGAGAUUUUGAAACUUUUUCACCUCCUGGUGUUUUCUGCUGGUGAGGCUGUGCGCGUCAGCUGCGUGUGUGCUAACAAGUGGAGAUAACGACACUCAAGGGCACUAUCGUAAACAACAACCGCUGACUUGCUUUGAUUUAAAAGUAUCCGAGAGUAAUUUGGAAACCUCACUCCACCCUGUCAUGCACCACUGAGAGAUAUUACAGCCAACAGUGAGUGUGUGCAUCCAAAAGUGUUUAUUUGAGUGUGUGCAGCAGAGGGGUGGUGAUUUUCCAGAUAGCUGGAUUGCCUAAUUACCCCUUUGGGGUUGGGAAUCACGCCUGCAGUCAUUAAGCACAAAGGAAGAGCAGAAAAGGAAGGGGAUGGUUUAGUCUUGAGCUUGUGAUAGUGAGAUAAAUUGCAGGAGAAAGAAUGAAGUUGUGACUGCCCGGGUCACAGUCAUGAUGUGUGACCGUGCAAGCAAAGUGAAGGAAAAGGAUAAACUGUGUCCUGGAACUGAUUUAUUUAAAGUGUGAAAUUUGAAAUAUUUUUGCAUGUAUAGAUCUGGACCCUCUACUUGGAAAUGUUUGGAAUCUCAUGAUUUGGAUUCUCUAUAAUAUCUUUCAAGCAGUCUAAGGAUCUGACCGUACAAUUGAGGAUUAUAUCUGCAGAUUAAAACUUAGUUUCAAAGACAUUCUCGUCCUCCACUCUUGGACUCCUUCCUAUCAAAGUGAAGAUGAGAGGAGACAGGAGGUCUGCGUCCUUUCGAAAGGAGAAACCCGUGGGUCUGUCCCGGGCUCUCAGCUGGCUCAGCGUGUCUACCCUCUCCCGCCAGAGCCGACGCAUCUUCCACAGCCAGAGCGAGCUCCACGCCGUCCACAACAGCCACUCAUACUCGCGCUCACACACUCACCUCCACACUGCAGACGGAAACGAGGGUGAUGAUGAUGAUGAUGACUGGGUGUACCAGCCUCAACAUAAAAUAGCUGUGUCCAACCUUGACGAGGAGAGCAAGUGGACGGUUCACUACACGGCACCAUGGCAUCAGCAGGAGAAUGUCUUUCUGCCAGGCAGCAGGCCGCCCUGCGUAGAAGACCUCCACCGUCAGGCCAAAGUUAACCUCAAGACUGCACUGCGAGAUUGUGACAAGCUGAGGAAAGAUGGUUUCAGGAGCUCACAGUACUACUCUCAGGGUCCUACCUUCUCCGACCCGGACCAGUCCACCAGCAGCCUGCAGGACGAGGAGGAGGAUGAAAAUGACAAGAAGUCCACAGCUUCAUCAGGGGAGGAUGACAAAUCCCAGCUCUCCUUGAGGCUUCAGACUCCACAAGGAGGAAGCGAAGGGUCUGAGGUUGACGGACAGGUGAUAUGGAACAAGGCCCCACCCCUCCCCACCCCGGAGGAGAAGAUGAGGCAGGCGGCUCAGGCUGUGCCCACAGAUAUAGUUGCCAUUAACGUCACAGGGGCAGUAUUUGACCGACAGGCGAGCGUCCGGCGCUCCCUCAUUAACACUGACACCGUGUCCCGCCGGCCCAAGAAGGUCAAACGCAGAAAGACUAUAUCAGGGCUGCCUGACAACUUCAACCUGGAGCUAGCAGCAAAAGGACGUGGUGGAGAGCUCCGACCUCAUUCCAUGUUCAUCCCGGGACAGUACUCCACUUUGGGUCGAGUUGGGAGUGUUAACUCAGCACUCCGGCGAUCAGUGACUAAAGACACAAGCUGCCAGACAGAAGAAAUAAAGAUUGUACCUCCAUCCAUGAGAAGAAUUCGGGCACAGAGAGGACAGGGAAUCGCUGCUCAGAUGGCUGGGAUUUCAACUUCCUCCUCAACAGGAAGUAUAUCCAUCUGCAGCAGUGACAGCUCUGGCAUCUUGAUGCCGCCGCGUCUGUUUAACGGAGACCCUUCCCGUUUCCACAGUCUGCCUCGACAGGGCGCCAGGGUGUCACUCAGUUCCGAUCCCAUCUACAGCAGCACCCCAAUCAAGUCAGAGGAGCAGACAACGCCUCAACGGCAGAUUGGAAAGCUUCAAGUCGAUGACACAGUGGUGCACAUGAGAAACGCUCCAAGGACCGGCACCCUCACUCGGCCAAAGUCUCAGGAAUUGAGGGGAACACAGUCCAGCGAGUGGGGUGGGGGUCCAGCUUGUGUGGUUUCCCCACACGCUGCCUAUUCCACCUCAUACAUCCCCAAUGCCACCUUGUCCAGCUCCACUGAAGUCAUUACCCUCAACACCUCCGGUCAGUCCUCCCACUCCCCAGCCUCAAGUUAUCCCACAGCCCGACCACUAAGUCUGCUUUCCACUUCCAACAAAGACUCUCUGACCUCCAGUCCAUCAGCCUUCAGCCACAGUUCCACUUGUCCAGCUUUGGCCACAUCCACCCCCACUCAAACACCACAGGGGGGCCGUCUAUUCAUCACAGAACCUGCUAGCGAGUCAGGACACUCGGACGGCAGUGUCCACAGCCACAGCACCCUGGCCCCCACACCUCCUUCCUGUCUGCCGGAGGAGCAAUGGAUCUAUGACACACCUGAAAAUGUGGUGGUCCCACAGCGCACUCUGACCUCCAGCUGCUCCACUCCCAUGAACCAGAUGUACAGCAGCCUGGACCUCUCCUCCCGGACCACUACUGACUCCAGCUCUGUCUAUUCCCAGGACAAUGAUGGAUACUUCACCUCCAUGCACCUGGACUCUGGUCUGCGCUCACGCAGCCACAGCAGUGGACACAGGGGCACAGCUGGACGAGCCACCAGACACAGCAUGUACGAGUGCCGUGAGAUGGCAAAUCAAGAUGAUUCUGGAAGUGUGUACAGUGAUCACUCGCUAUCUCGCAGCAUCUCCCUUCGCAAGUCCAAGAAACCUCCACUGCCCCCAGCCCGUACAGACUCUCUUAGACGUAAGCCCGGUGCGAAAAAGCCCCUCGGAGGGGUUAGUGCCGUCAGUGGUGCUAACGAACCAAACAGCGCCAUGCUUAACGAGACAUUAAUUGCCAGUUUGCAGCAGAGUCUACAGAUAGGGCUGAGGGGAGGUAACGGAAAAGGCGCCUCGCCGUCGUCACCCUCUCACAGCCCAAGCAGCGACUACGAUGACCCUUGGAUUCUACGGCCGCGCAGUCAGAGUAGCAUCAGUGCAGGUAGCUCCGCAGCGUCACUGGUAGCUAAUCCGAACUGUGGCAUCGCGUCUAACGUGUACUCACUAUGCCACGUGACACCUGCUCACAGUGACACCAGCAGCCUGCGUUCUGACUAUGCGGAUUCCUGGGGUUAUUACAUGGAAGAUCCUCGUAACCACGGAGACCAAAGAGCGCAGACCCCUCCGGCCACAGACAACAUGGCACCUGGGGCUCACACAGGAGAACUACAGAAUGGAGGUGAGAUUCAUAAUAACAGCCAAGCUUCUCGAGCUUCAGGCCAGGAGACAGUGGUCGCAGUAAAGCCCAAGAUGUCGACCUCUUCUCCAGACAGGGUGCACAGACUGACCUCUCCAUCCAGUGGCUACUCCAGCCAGUCUAACACCCCUACAGCUGGGACCCCAGUGCCCUCCUUUGUCAGGUCCAUGUCUCCCUCCAGCCGACCCAAGCCCAAAGUGCCCGAGAGGAAAUCGUCUCUGCUCUCCUCUGUAUCCAUGUCCUCCUCUUCCACCUCCCUCUCCUCCAACACCUCAGACUCAUUGAAGAGCUACGGUCCUCCUCCACCACCACCUCCUCCCCUUCCCUUCUCCUCCUCGGCUCCCAACACCCCUCUCAGCCCACCCCCACCCUUCCCUCCCCCUCUUCCACCAGGUUUAAGCGUGGGUCCCCCUACUCCUCCACCAGCUCCCCCGUUACCACCCACUCCACAGGGAAUGUCUCAAGGUCCUCUCCCUGUUUGCUCCACCUCCCCGGAAUUCCCCCCUCCUCCAUCUCCUGAAACACUAAUCCACCCCAGUUUGUCCUUCAAUGGGAGCUUCAGUCCUCCUCCACCUCCUCCUCCUCCUAUGCCUUCUUGUGGACCCCCUCCACCUCCUCCAUUGCCCAAUUUUGUUGUACCUUCCUUCUCCCCAUCUCUAAAGAAAGUGAAAGAUGCCCCCAAACCAGCUGUCUCCAUCAGUCCCACAAAGACACCUGCGCCCCUAAUUACCCCCUUUGCACUACAGAGUGUUCAGCUCCGCUCAAUAAAGCGCCCCGAGAAGGAGAUUAAUGGCAAAUCAGAUGACACCACAGCUCGGGAAACAGGAGUAGACCUCCUUCAGUCCCAGACCCAGGAGAAGUCUCACUCCCAGGACCAUCUUUUUGUGUUACCCACGUUAAACAGCUCACCAGAAGAUGACUCAUACAAUCUCCCACCGUCACCUGUGUCACAGCUUUUACAGGAAUUGUCAUUAGAGUGCAGUAUCACGAAUAGGACACAAGAGAGUGCUGUGUUCAAUGGGAAAGAUGAAAAUCUGAGUUUCUUUCUCUCAAAUGGAAAAGAACAAGAUGAAGGGCAACAAUCACUGCCAAGUCCCUCACAGAGCUCACCUGUCAAACAGAAGCCCCCAGCGGUCCUCAAGAAACCUAAAGUCUCUUUCCUCCCACCUCUGAACUCACAACUCAUCAAUGAACAGGUUCCAGCUCAGCAUGAGGAUACAAGCAGCAGCCUGUCCCAAACCCAGGACCAGGUAGAUGUUCUGCAAAGACAAACAAAGGAAGAGGAGGAAGAGAAUGGAAUUGAGCAUCAGGAGGAGAUUUUAGAGUUCUCAGAACUGAUAGCAGAGAGCAGUGAAUCAUUCACGGAGAUCCAAGAAGAGUUUCACAACUGUACUUCCGCUCGCCUGGAGACAACCCGUGAAAAUGGACUGUGUAUGAACGGAGAGACCCACGAAGAGGAGGACGACGAAGAUGGCGCGAGCAGCACGACAGGAUCCAUCAGCUCCAAGGAAGACGAUGCCGGUGAGGUGUUUGAAUCCAGCACGGCUGAAUCAUCUCCGACCCCGUCGACCAACGGGGCUCCUAAGGAGAACAUGGUGACCCCGACUUCCACGCGACCCAGAACCACGGAGGACCUCUUUGCUGUCAUUCACAGGUCAAAGCGGAAGGUCCUGGGUCGCAAGGAGUCAGAGGAGGACAAGUCCCGAGCGGGGAGCCAACAACAGUCUCCGCCUGCCACGCCCACAAACACGUCCCCAGGCCCAGUGUCUCCUCUGUCCAGGCAGGCGGGCUCUAUACAGCGCAACCUUCGCAAGUCCUCCACCAGCAGCGACAACUUCAAGGCCCUGCUCCUCAAGAAGGGCAGCCGCUCGGAGACCAGCUUCAGGAUGUCUGCUGCCGAGAUGCUUCGCUCCACCGACCCUCGCUUCCAGAGAACGCGGUCCGAGUCAGCACUUGACCCCCCCGCUUCUUCGCCCUCCUCUCCGACGGCGCCUCACAGCCCCUGUGCGUCGCCCGGCCGCAGUAAACGAGCAACAGAUGAGUGGAGCCGCUACGAGGUUCUGUCCUCGCCGACGUCACCAUCCUUUUCAAUGAGCGGCUUUAGGUACGGGCGCUCUCGAUUACCGCCCUCUGCUGCGAGCAGCAAGUACAACGCGCGCAGCCGAAUCCUCAGCAGCCCAAUGACUGUCAUCUGUGAGCGUGAGGGGGAGUUGGCCGAGAGCGAGUAUGGAGACACCACAGAGACUCUCCCCGUGUACCGAGGGUCAAAUGGCACUUUAUCAGAAGACAGCAGAAGCUAAAGAGCAAGGGCAGCUCCAUCGGUUUAGGGAGACAAACUCAUUUGUCGUAACCAGGUAGGGGGCAGGAGACAAGCGCUCCAGACUUUCUGAGCCCCCCCCACCUCUACGCUGCCUCUGAAGGAGUGGACAUGUCGGGUCCUGCGGUGAGAUCAGCGGUCGCCCCAUCAUGAACUGGGCUGGACUUGGUCUAAAAUGGAGAACUGGUUGUGCUGCAGCUUUUUCAAUCCUCCCAUGAUUCUCAUUCUGUCCUUCUACUGGUGACUCGCGCUUUGUGUUCAAAGAGUCGUGUUUCUUCUUAGUUUGUUUUCUAUUGGUUCAGCCGUUGUUGUGUUUUACUUUAUCCUGUCCUUAACAUGCAGGAAGUCACAAGUUUUCUUUAAAAAGGACGAGGCUCAGAUGGCAAAACUAAGGUGAAUUGAAGUCACAAGUCAUUUGCGUCACUUUGCUGCUGUGGUGCUACGUAGCGAGGCGGUUGGAAAGAGUGGAAUGUAAAGGAGUGCUGGAGGCUCGCCUCAUAACAUUUCUGCACUUUUUGUUUAUGAAAAGUGUCUGAAAGCAUCACGGCCUGCGAAUGUCGCCAUUAAACAGCCCACGAUAUUGUGGAAAGAACUGGAGGACGUGGUACGACAAGCAGCUCCACGUGUGGCACAACUUCAAUAACAGUGAUCACCAGGUUUUUUUUGCUUUACAUUCUUACUGUUCAAUUCUUUAGUUUGCAGAGCUGGGGUGAAUAGUCAGAGGUCCACAGAAGGUGCUGAGGGCUUAGUGCUGCCACCUAGUGAUGGGCAGAAAGUGGACAGUAGUAUGGGGUAAAACAAAGGCUCAACCAAAACAGCAGAUUUAUUCUAUAUAUAUAUAUAAAAAAGAAAAAGACCCAUAAAACCUCUAUCAAUUAACUUUUAGUAUGUAGAUUUUGCACUGUGCAUAGGUCUUUUCCUUGUGACAUAAAAAGUAUGUUUUAAAGAUUGUUUUAAUAAACAAGUGAUGUCAA